This is a messenger RNA of Physella acuta, 3914 nucleotides long. RefSeq lists its product as uncharacterized. Gene Ontology annotation, molecular function: nucleic acid binding; zinc ion binding. Gene Ontology annotation, biological process: DNA integration. NCBI's taxonomy places the organism in Eukaryota, Metazoa, Mollusca, Gastropoda, Physidae. The record is from RefSeq and is a predicted model, not a curated record.
UGUGAAUUUGGAGACACGCUGUCUGACAGACUAUGUGAAAAGUUUGUGACAGGUGUAAACAGCCCUGAUAUUCAAAGAAAGUUGCUGCUCGAGUCAGAUCUAACAUUAGAAAAAGCAAUACAACUUGCAAUGUCAUUCCAGCAGUCAUCUGAUGCGGCGAGAUCUUUAGCACCUUCAGAGAUCCAUGCAGUAAACAGCAGGUUAGUCAAUAAACAUCAACUCCAUCAGAGCAUUCCAACUUAUGCUAAACAGCCUGCUCGUUCAAAUCCUAGAUCUAAAUCUAGUAGUAAUUAUCAAAAAUGUCAUCGAUGCAAAGGUCCCCAUGCAUCUCAUCGGUGCAAGUUCAAGUUAGCAACUUGUUAUAAGUGCGGUAAGCAAGGUCACAUUGCCAAGGCCUGCUUUGCAAAGUCUUCGUCUGUUGCUAAAUCUAGCCAGUCAAGACAGUACCGCAACCAAAAGCAGCACUAUGUUAACUCUCACCAAGACUACCUAACCCAACCAAUGAACCACUCUACCUGUGAAAAUUCUCAAACUGAUUCGCAGCCGGAUUUCAACCUGUUCUCUGUGAAAUCAAUAAGUCAUGCUCCCAUCAAUGUACAAGUUAAUAUCAACGGUAAGAGCAUCAGCUUCCAACUUGACACUGGAGCAUCUCUAACAGUCAUAACAAAGAAAGAGUUUGACGCUGCCACAGGAGGAUCAGUGCCUCUACAGCCGUGUCACAAGUGUCUAACAACAUACACUGGUGACAAUGUUCCGGUAAUAGGAGAGUGUAUGGUUCAUGUAAGUUAUAAUGGUCAAAGUGUUAAACUUCCUCUUCUUGUGGUUGAAGGAAAUGGACCGCCAUUACUAGGUUUACUAAAUGAUAGAACAGUGAAGUUAAGCAUUAAAGAUACAAAUCCAAGAUACUGCAAAGCUAGAGUUCCACCUUAUGCAAUGAGGAACAAAAUUGAAAAUGAGCUAAGUAGAUUGGAAUCUAAUGGCAUUAUAAAGAAGGUAGACUAUUCCGAUUGGGCGACACCCAUUGUGCCAGUGUUAAAGAAGGAUGGUUCUAUAAGAAUUUGUGGAGAUUAUAAAACUACACUGAAUAAGCAAAUAGAGCUAAAUAGGUACCCUAUACCUAACAUUGAGGAAAUCUCUUUGAAUUUGGCAGGAGGAGACAAAUUCACUGAAUUAGACUUUAGUCAUGCUUACACUCAACUAGAACUGCAUCCAGAUUCAAAAGUCUAUACGACAAUAAACACACAUAAAGGACUCUACCAAUAUGAAAGACUAUGUUUUGGCAUAUCAUCUAGCCCUGGAAUUUUCCAAGCUGUCAUGGACAGUAUUUUUAAGGACAUUCCAAAUGUUUGUGUGUACUUUGACAAUGUGUACAUAACUGGUAAGAAUGACACUGAACAUCUUAAAACACUUGAUAAAGUAUUGAAAAUUGUUGGUGAAAAAGGUUUAAAGAUAAACAAAGAUAAAUGUCAAUUCAUGCUGACAGAAAUUAGUUUUCUUGGUUAUAUAUUGAGCAAACAAGGCAUCAGACCUCAACCUGAGAAAACAAAAGCCAUUAAAGAAGCACCCAAACCUGAAAAUACCCAACAACUAAGAGCUUUUUUGGGCUUGAUAAAUUACUAUGCAAAGUUCAUAGGGAAUCUGUCUGGUAAACUAUCACCACUGUACAAGCUGCUACAGAAAAAUGCAACUUGGCACUGGGGUAAACAACAAGAAGCUGCUUUUAAUACAGCAAAAGAGGCUUUGUCUUCUGACACCUUACUAACUCACUAUGACCCAGGGAAAAGACUUAUAUUAACAUGUGAUGCUUCACCAGAUGGUGUAGGAGCAGUCUUGUCCCACAUGGAUGAGAAGGGUGACAGACCCAUUGCUUUUGCCAGUAGAUCUUUGAACCAGGCUGAGAAAAAUUAUUCUCAGUUAGAUAGGGAAGGCUUAGGCAUCAUUUUUGGUGUUAAGAAAUUUCAUAAGUUUCUGUUUGGUAGGAAGUUCACCAUCAUUACAGAUCAUAAACCAUUGCUAGGUUUAUUUGGAGAAAACAAAACCCUACCUGAGCAUGCCUCACCAAGAAUUCAAAGAUGGGCUAUCACACUAACUGCAUACAAUUAUGAAUUGAAAUACAAACCUGGAUCUGAGAAUAGUGCAGAUAGUCUUAGUAGAUUACCUUUAAAAAACCAAAGCCUGAGCUAUGUACCAGAAGAUGUAUUUGUUCUCUUCACUAUCAUGGAUAACUCCAAUAUAAAUGUGAAUGAUAUUAAAAGAGAAACACAAAAAGAUGAGUGCUUAAUAAAAGUAUAUGAGUACUGUAAGAAUGGUUGGCCUGAAGAGUCUGUGAAUGAUGACUUAAAGCCAUAUAAAAUAAGAAAAACAGAGUUAAGUCUAGAAGAUGGAUGUAUACUAUGGGGGUCAAGAGUAAUUAUCCCCAAAAUGUUACAAAAAGAAGUUUUAAGAACUUUACAUGAUACUCAUCUUGGUUCUUCCAAAAUGAAGAGUCUAGCAAGAUCAUGGUUCUGGUGGCCACAUAUGGAUGCUGAUAUUGAAAAAUAUGUAAAACUUUGUUCAAGCUGUGCACAACAUUCAAAUCAACCAGCUACAGCACCUUUGCAAAACUGGGACUGGCCAAUUGAACCAUGGAAACGUAUACAUAUAGAUUUCGCAGGACCUUUCAUGAACAAAAUGUUCUUAAUUGUUAUUGAUUCACAUUCUAAAUGGUUAGAAGUUAAAAUCAUGAACACAAUCACUGCAAAUGAUACCAUUAUAGAACUUAAGGAAAUAUUUUCAACUCAUGGAUUACCAGAUCAAAUUGUUUCAGAUAAUGGGCCUAGUUUCACAGCUCAUGAGUUUAAACUGUUUUGUGUGGCAAAUGGUAUUGAGCAUAUAACCACAUCCCCCUAUCAUCCUGCUGGGAAUGGUUUGGCUGAAAGAGCGGUAGGCAUAUUCAAAACCGCUAUGGUAAAAAUGAAUACCGGUAACAAGUUUUCUCUUAGAGAAAGAGUAAACAGGUUCUUAACCAAAUACCGCACAACUCCUCAUAUAACAACAGGUGUUGCACCAUGUGAAUUGCUAUGUGGUAGGAAAAUUAAAACUCAUCUUGACCUACUACAUCCAACUGUUCAAAGGUCUGUUUCCCAACAUCAACAUACACAAAAAGUAAAUCAUGACAAAUCAUCCAUUGAAAGAGAAUUUGCAGUUAAUGAUAAUGUGUAUCUGAGAAAUUAUGGGAGAAAGGAAAAAUGGAUACCAGGUCAAAUUGUUCAAUGUACAGGACCUGUGUCUUAUAAAGUAAAAACAAAUGAUGGACUUAUUGUCCGUAGACAUGCAGACCAGUUGAAAAUAACUUGUGCAGAUAAUAAGUGUGAAUCUGUCAAUCCCACCAAGUCUGAUCAGUUCACACCAACUCAGUUUGUUCCACAACCAAGUUCUGUUGAUAUGAGUGAACCAAGUUGUCUAGAGUCAGAAAAUGUAAAUUCUAGAGUUAAUGAUUUAAAUCCUAGACCUCCUGAGAUAGAGAAUCCAGAUGGUCAGAAUCUUGAGUCACCAAAUCAAAAGCCACUGAGAAGGUCAAGCAGGACAAUCAAAGUCCCAAAUAAGUUAGACCUAUGAUUUUAAGGGUCAAAAGGACUUUGACAUCAUUGUUUUGUAUCUUGAUUAUGUUGUGGCAUAUUGUGCAUUGUUUGUAAGGAUGUAAUCUACCAUAGUGUUCAUGUUACAAUAUAAUUGGUGAUUUUAGGAUACUAUCAAUUGUUCUAUUGAGAGAUGUGUUAUUGUGUUCUAAGGGUAAAGGGAUGUAAUAGAUUGAAAUAAUUGUGAGGUCAAGGGAACUCACUCUUCUGUAUUAGUUAUAUUUAUAAUAUUGUUAUCUUGAGUGAUGUCCCUUGUGUACUUCCUUCCGUCCUCUCUGUGUGUUACCAUCGUGGUAG